Messenger RNA from Odontomachus brunneus, 3391 nucleotides. RefSeq names its product inactive ubiquitin carboxyl-terminal hydrolase MINDY-4B. Bases 1655 to 3043 code for a protein of 462 amino acids. NCBI's taxonomy places the organism in Eukaryota, Metazoa, Arthropoda, Insecta, Hymenoptera, Formicidae. Gene Ontology annotation, molecular function: cysteine-type deubiquitinase activity; K48-linked deubiquitinase activity. Gene Ontology annotation, biological process: protein K48-linked deubiquitination. The transcript is spliced from 15 exons. The record is from RefSeq and is a predicted model, not a curated record.
AGUCAGGUCGUAACGUAAAUUCCUCAUGUUGGUUGCAUCUCUUCAUAUAUUAAGAAUGAAUCUCUCGUGCAUAAACAAAUGUCAGCAAUAUUGAAUGACUGCGAAUGACGGACAAUCGUUUUAGUGCAUCAGUCGACUUGUCCGAAUGUGAUUCAAUGUGAUGUCGUAUGCACAUAACCAAUGUUCAUCAUGUCGGCGACACGGAAUCAUAAGAAAGAUGUUUCAAAAGAAUGUCGAGAUUCAACAUGCUUUCAUGCAUUUCAAUUUGGUAUUCUCUGGUAAAGAUUUUGAACAAGUAAUUUUAACAUGACUUUUAAACAAUGAAAGCAUAUCUUUUUUGUGUAUAACUCUCAAUAUCCUGAAAGGAAGGCAUCAUCAUCCCUUGUUCCUGAAAGGAAGGACUUUAUCAUCCAUUCAAAUUUCUAACUAAUAUAUACAUUGAAAAUACUAAGAAAGGUAUACUAAAGGUAUACUAAAAGUAUACAGAAAGGUAAUCUACAUAAUAGAAUUGCUGGGAAAGGGUUAAAUAUGAUGUAUGCAAUGCUCCAUGGAAGUAUGCCAAAGGCAGUUCUCGAGAAAUUGGAGUGUUAUCACGUAGGCAUACACCUCAACCUAGGUGGAGCUUCUAUUAGCCUGGAACACGAAAAGCGUCCUGAAAACUGGUUUAGGUGAUUCAGGUUUCUCCUUUGUAAUGAAGCGGCGGAAGUGCAGGACUGCUUAAGCUAAUGGUGGUUUUAUUGUCAUGUAAUGCCUUUUGUCAACUUUGCACUCGUUCUGUGUCAGUAAAAACUUGAAACAACAUGAAAGGAUUAAUUACCAGUAUUACGCAGUAUGGAGAAUCCCGUGGUGCAUCCUGGAAAGCAACUAAAAAAAUUGGACAAGGUACCAAACGUGGUUUUAAAAGCAAAUAUCACAUCCCGUUGGAUCAAAAUAUCAAAGGCGAGUAAAGUUCUCCAUCUUCCGAGCGGCGCGUCAACGAUCGAUCAUUCGCACGAAAUAUACGAUCUUUCCGUUUACGGCUGGCGUAACUGUGCGCUGCUGAUCGAUCAUUAAGCCUUCUCGCUCGUUUCGGCACACUUGAAUGCAUGUGUGCAUGCAUCGCACCGCUCCUGGACUGAUCGAGUACGACAGAGAAUUAUGGAAGAUUUUGUACGAUUGCUUUUCAUUGCUGAGCUAACACAAAGGCAUUUAAAUCACUUCUAAGGGUUACCAAAUACGCAAAACUUCGCGUUUCUACUUUUUCCGCGAGAACGUUAGAGCCUGGCACUGAUUGCCCAGAGGGCUAUCGAGAGAAACCGUGGGUAAAGUACGUCAAUUUUUAGCUGCAGCUCAUUCCGUCUUCGGCGAGCAAAAUGAGAAAACGUGAGAGUGUUGUGCUGGGCGAAGCAACGCGAUUUUGCGGAAGUCACGCCGUUUAAGGAGUGACCGCUGAAUGAAAACGAAUGGCGUUUCAUGGACCGUUGAGCUCUGCGUCAGGCUGUGGAUCAUAAAUCCGACGCAUGAAGCAGAAGAGCUUACACACCUUCCGGCUCGAAGAUACGUUUCAACGAACAAAUUUGAUGAUUGCUGCUACGUAAGAAAGAGAUGCGACGACGUGCAACGACGAUUUAUGCUUGGUUCUCGGUGAAUUAAAGUUCAGUGAACUAGUGAACGUAUGAGUUCAAAGUUGAAUUUCUCCUCUGAAAGUGAUGCGAACGAGAGUACGAAGAUGUCUGAAAUGGCAGAAUCCACGUCUGACGUGCCGGAAGAGAAGGAGGUCACUGCGAAAAAUACGACACUCACCUGCGAUAAGCGACACUGCAGGGAGAUGCGGAAGGAGAAGUUACCCCCUUACCUUCGGGACAAAGAGAGGAUACUGUAUCCGCGUAACACGAGAGCCCUGCCGAAAACACCAGUAAUCGGGGGACAACCCAUCGAAGAGGAAACAUGUAUAGCUUUAAGGACAUUAGUCUUCGGUUCUUGUGCAACCCCUCCCAAAGCUGAAUGGGCAAGAACCGGACUGACUCUACGACCAUACGGACAGAGUUUGGCCUUUGGAUUAAGAGCGCCCAGGAACACAACGAGAGGCCUCGUCAGUGCGGUGCAAGCUAUUAUGUUGAAGCAUUUUUUGUUCAAAUGCGACAGGCAAGAAUUUCGCACCAGACCCGACACUCUGCUGAAACCUUCAUACGAUCGACAGAUCGAGGUGUUGACUUCCGCGAUAUCGGAGAUCAUUUGGCGUUGCGCCGGCGGCUUUUCCGUAUCUACAUGCCCAAACGUAGUUAGCAAUGCCGUGCCAAAGGCCGUAGUGGUUCUGCCACAAGAGACAGCCUAUCUUCAGCAUAGUGUGCAAUAUUUCCAGGACGGAUUAACAGAAACGCUGCAUCUUUUCGACUUCAACUCUUUGGAGGAUCUUGAGAUAUUUAUCAAGAGAUAUUUGUACUUGUUUCACGACGAGGGCGGGCCUGGUGCAAAGUUGCUUUUGUAUAGUGCAGUGCUAUCGAGAGGUCUCUCAAAGGUUCGGAACGAUUUAGAGGACCCGAAGACAUCGAUCCUCGGUGGAUGCACGGAAGAAGGUCCGAUUAGUAUCGUCAUCUUUGUUCUGACUGGUCGUGCUUCACCGCAUCUUCAUAACGGAGUGAUUCAUGUGGGCGAUGAAAACACAUACGCUGUACCACAAUGGGGAGUUCUCAUAAGAAGCGAAGUGGGAUUUUUAGUACACGAAGGUGAUAGCGGUAUGAGCAAGCAACUGGGUUCUCGUCUAAAGACACCGAGUCUACCGAUAUGGGUGACUCUCUGUCUCGGCCAUCAUGGAGUGCUCUUCAACACAAAUCGAGAGUUGCUGAGGAACUAUCACGCAGAAAGACGGUUCGAGGUUCAAUAUUUCACUUGCGGCGGCAGUCACGCUACGUUAACGGUGGACACCAGGGCGAACGAGACUUCCGGGACAUCAGAUGCUGCAACAAUGGAUACCACAGACAUCGCAGCGACACCGUUAGAGAAACUUAUCCGAUCCAAGUGGCAGGAUGCUCUGAUACAAUGGAACGGAACACCCGUGAUGUGAGAGAUACGAGAGGAUGACUACUAGAUUUCCUCUUCGCUUUAAAUCGUAUAAUCCGUGAUUCCACAUGACGCUGAUCGAUCAACCUUCAUCGAUCAUUUAGCACUCUUAAAUCCACUAACGGCUUUUAAUUAUCAUAAACAGCAUAAGUUAAAUAGAAAUUAUUUGUAUCGCAAUAUUGUGGACACUACAUUAUAAAAUAGUAAAACAUUUUAAUCUAUAAUAAAUGGCUGUUGAUAAAAUGCUGUAUCACGCGACUUGUUCCCUAAACAACGCAUGAAAGAAAAUUGUCUUCUAUAUAUAUCGAAAGAUAUUUUUUAUAUUUAACAAAGAAGCGAGAUAUAUAUGUUA